AUGUCAGCUCCAACAACCCAUCACCAAAAGAUCAAGCCAGGGGAUGUCACAGUCGCAAUCUUCGUUGCUCUCGUCCUUGAAUCUGUUGCAGUUGUGCUCAGCUUUGACGAAGAGUUUCAUUGUCAUACGAAAGGUGCCAAGUAUGUCUACAGGUUCGGGCGCAUCGGACAACACUGUGUUGUGGUAGCUCAGCCAAACGACAUGGGAAAAGUCAACGCCUCCAAUAUCUCGGCCCAUGUCACCAACGUGUUCCCUAAUGUCCGUCUUGCCCUAAUGGUCGGCAUUGGGGGCGGGAUCCCCGGCGGUGAGAAAGACAUUCGCCUUGGCGAUGUUGUAGUCAGCAAGCCUGAAGAUGGUCUCCCUGGUGUUUUGGAGUAUGAUUUCGUCAGGGUCGAAGGAGAUGGCAGGUUGGUUCGGAAAGGGACUCUUGACAAGCCCCAUCCAACGCUCCUGAGCGCCGUCAACUACAUCGAAGGAGAAGAAAUCAUGGAUCGGAGCUCGCUUCCCGAGAACCUGGAUUAUAUCAUCAGAAAAAGCGCCAAGUUCCAGCACCCUGGAAAAGCUGAUGUUCUCUAUGAUAUAACAUUUCGUCAUGUUGGAGGCAAGGAUUGCACAGCAUGCGAGGAUUGCCCCAACAAACGGAUUGUACAACGGCCCCUCCGACAACAGAGGGGGCCGAAAGUCUUUCAUGGAUUAAUAAUGUCCGGCGACAGUGUCGUCAAAGACCCGUAUGAACGACUAAGAUUGUGCGACGGCUAUGACAAGGCGCUAUGCUUCGAAAUGGAAGCAGCGGGAAUCAUGGAUGAGAGCCCGUGUCUGGUGGUUCGCGGUAUCUGUGACUAUUGUGACACUCAUAAGCAAGGCGACUGGCAGUCAGCAGGUGGAGCAUUUGGAGCAGAUGAGGGUGAUGUUGCAUCACCAUGGACAAACGAUAUCGACGGUGAGACUUUCUUUCUUCUCCAUGGGCCUGCCGGUACUGGAAAAUCGACAAUUGCUCGAUCCAUCGCAAAUCAGCUUGCAACGGACCCCACGAUGACAACAAAGUUGGGGGCCAGCUAUUUCUUCAAUACGUCCAGCUCCAAGCUCUUUUUCCCAACAAUUGCCGCUCGAUUGAUGCACUCAAUCCCAGAGCUCAAACAACAUCUGUGGAACUCUCUGGAAUACUGCGGUUGGUUUAGCAAGGCUGAAAUAGAAGGAAAGGAUCGUGAGAAGCAGCUGCAGACACUCAUUCUAAACCCUAUAAGAUAUCUGUCCGAGCAAAGCUCAGAAAAGUGGUCGAGAGUCAUUGUGGUUGAUGCUCUGGAUAAGUGUGAAAAGGAGCACAUCCUCACAAUUUGCACUCUAUUAUCACGGCUCCAUGGACUCGAUGCCGUCCGCUUCCGCAUAUUUCUGACAAGCCGGUCCCAAGGCACUAUUAUGGAGAGAUUCCACAAGCUAGAAAAGGAGCACAUGGCCCGCAGCUUGUCGAUACUCAAAUACCCGAGCGAAACAAAGGCCGACAUAGCCAAAGUCCUGGAGGCCGAUUUUGCGGACGUUAAGAAGAGGAAAAAUAUCAGGGAAGAUUGGCCAGAACCCGAGGACCUAAAUCAUCUCGUCGAACUAGCCACAACACCCUCACCGCUAUUCAUUUACGCGGCAACGGUCUGUCGGUAUGUCGACAAUGCGAUGAUAUCAACAAACCCGGUCUGGCGGUUAAGGCACUGGUUGGACAAGUUCAAAAAUGCAUCCAGGUUCGACGAGAGGUUUGAUAAAAAGUUCGACCGGGGGCUCGACCAACAAUUCAACGACAUGUACAAGGAAGUCCUCAAAGAGGCCACGGGUCGCCUUCAAGUGCAUGAGAGGGAGAUCCUUGAGGACGUACUUUGCUCCAUUCUUGUCCUCUUUACCCCGCUUCCUUCCAAGUGUCUAGCAGCACUUCUUGGCAAGAACGACCGCGACGUUGAUUGUUUGCUGCCGAAUCUCUAUGCGACCCAAAGGGCAUAUUUCAAGUGGAUGCCUUAG
Molecule: messenger RNA, 2001 nt
Organism: Metarhizium acridum CQMa 102
Lineage: Eukaryota; Fungi; Ascomycota; Sordariomycetes; Hypocreales; Clavicipitaceae
Source: RefSeq, a predicted model, not a curated record